GCUCGCGCUCACGUAAGUCUCGUGAAUCUCUCGUAAAGCGUAGCCUCGCGAGGUCGCCGAGUGGCGGCGCGUCAGUUCAUUCAAGAUGGCUACGUUGGAUCAAUGAAACGCGAGUAAUCGUAGUGAAAACACAAAUUGACAAGUGUGCGGGCGAACAUCGCGGCUUGAUCGCGGUGUAAAUGGACUAUGGGCAAGGAUCAGGAGCUGCUCGAGGCAGCGAGGAGUGGCAACGUCACCGUGGUCGAGAAGAUCCUCGGUCAGCGAGCCAAGAGGAGUGGUCCACUGGCAAGUUUACGUCGAGGACCAGGAGCUAAUGUGCAAGAUGCCAGUGGAUACUCAGCUCUUCAUCAUGCAGCUUUGAAUGGACACAGAGACGUGGUCAGAUUAUUGCUCCAAUAUGAGGCUUCCACCAAUGUCGUUGACGCUAAGGGUUCCUCGCCGCUUCAUUUGGCAGCUUGGGCGGGUGACGCGGAAAUUGUACGAUUAAUUCUCAGCCAAGGUCCGUCAGUACCGAAAGUGAAUCUUGCGACAAAGGAUAAUGAAACCGCACUACAUUGUGCCGCACAGUAUGGGCACACGGAAGUGGUGGCACAGCUGUUGCAGUACGGAUGCGACCCUAGUAUCCGUAACAGCCGCGGAGAAUCUGCGCUUGACCUGGCUGCACAAUAUGGCAGAUUGGAAACUGUGGAGUUACUCGUGCGAACGCACCCCGAAUUAAUCGAAUCACUUCGUAAUUCUUCCUCAUCUUUGAUCUUCCCGCAUACACCUUUGCAUUUAGCUUCACGCAAUGGUCACAGAGCGGUCGUGGAGGUCCUUCUUGCCGCUGGAGUUGACGUCAAUACGAGAACGUCAGCAGGUACCGCGAUGCACGAAGCCGCGCUCUGCGGCAAGAUGGAAGUUGUACGGGCGCUUUUAGAUCGUGGGGUGGAUUUGGGCAUUAGGGAUUCUCGACAGAACACGGUGCUUGAUCUUCUGGGACAGUUUCCGCCGCACGUCACUCAAGAUAUCACGGCGGUGAUAAAAAGACAUCGGUCUUCUUCCGGUGUGGAAAGCGACGCCGACAGCGAGAACUUGCCGCCAAUUCCAGUGCAGGGUGGCGAUUCAUUGGGCAGCCCCUACGAAAAUGUUCGUCCGGGGGAUGAUCUUUCCCCGGCGGAAGGGACAUCUCCUACUCAAUGGCAAUUUUAUCAUAAGCCUCGGGACGACGAUCGUCGCGUUUCCGGUACUUCUUUUGAAGAUGAGCAGAACGAGGAACUAAUGAACGAAGUACAGAGGGUCCUCCAGCAGACAGAGGAUUCCGACCUCAGUUCCGUCUUCGACAGCGUCUUUAUGUCCUUAUCCGACACUCUCAACUCUAUAAAUACUCUCGAAAGUUCCGACCAAACCCCUGAAGAUAUACCACAAAACACUACCAAACGAACAACAUUAUCACUCGACACUACACGGGGCUCCGAUAACGGAUUGUACCAAACUCCACCCGUGCCACGCGGCACAAUGGAGGGUAGUUUCGUGUCGGAGGACCUGUCCUUGACAUUGCCCAUGGGAUACGGGGGCAGAGAAUCCGACCAAUUGAGCGUGUCGUCAUCCUCGAGCGUUGGCGGACCGAGCCCACGGGAUCGUCGUUGUUUGCCCAACGAUUCCAGCGCUGCUGGGAUUUACUUGCCAAUGGCACCUCUGUCCAGUUCGCUACACAGUCCUGCUUCCAACAGUAAAGUCUCGCCGACACCGCCCAAGAAACCACCGAGGCGAAAUCUUUCGGUGUCCCCGACGCAUCUGCAGACACAAAUGUCUUUAUCCGCUGACAGUUCGGUGGGUCCGAGUAAUUACGAAUACUUAUUCCUAGCGCGCAGCGGGGCGCGUAGUCACAUCGAUCUCGAGCAGUUGCAAAAACGACGCGAGCAAUUGCGACAUGUCACUCGAAGCGUGGACCAGUACGUAGAAAUGAAAUCACGGCUGGUCGGAAAUGCCGAUGAGAAACGUGAUCCCAACGUGGAGCCAGUGGCCAUAACGUCUAUCUACGAAAAUCGACCGAUCAAGAUGUUGAAUCCGCGAAGAAAAUUACGCAGACACGCCUACGAGAGUUACGAACCAGAGAGCAGCCCGUGCACCGACAAGUCACCCUGCAGUGACGGCGACGCAGCUAUUCAGGAACAAACGUUCGUGUCGAAUGCCUUUCUCACCCUGAAGUCUUCCCAGGAAAGUCUCCUCGACGAGAAGCGCGAAAUCAUGGACGGACAGUCCGUGCCGGAGAAUCGCGAAGCCACCGACAAACGUCUCAAACGCGUGCAAAUGAUGCUACCGACCAGUCCCACGCAUUACGUUCAACCACCAACUCCCGAUCAUCCACCACCGUCCGCUAUGCAAGCGGAAAAGUCUAUUCAUGAGCGCAUUCGUCCACUCAGCCAGGUGUACAAGCGAAGAUCUCGCGACAUGGAGACGGAAACAGAUGAGGAUCUGCUGCAGUUUCCCACCGCUGGAUCACUGGACGCGUCAAGCGGUUCGCUAUCCAGCGUAUCUCUGUCCGACAAGAGCAUGUCCACGGACAAUGUCGAGGAAUACUUCGGUGACGUGCCGUUCGCAGGUUUGUUAAAGGGCUCCGUCACGGCUGAACGGCCGCGUACUUUGCGCCGCUUGCGGAACGUCUACGGUCAGACCGCAUGCGGGAUGGGGACCGGCAGCGACGGCGGGAGUGGAGAUCGUCUCGAGGACGGUGAAGUUGCCUUUCGACUUUCUGGCGACCGGGAUCGCGACAGGGACGAGAAGUCCCUCAGUAUAAUGAGUCCCUUCGACGAGCAGGAGGAAUGGGCGAAGAUCUCGGAGAUUAUGGCAUCGUUCGGAACUGGUCUCGUGCGAGAAUCGGUGUUUGUCAGCGAGCUCGAGAAAGAAUUUCAAACGAGGCUAGGUUUAAGUUCAGAAACUAGCAGCAGUCCUAUCGUUUCCACAUCCGUGGGUCAAUGGCUGUCCAGCUUAAAUCUAGCUGAUUACGAGUCUCUCUUCGUCAACUAUGGCUUCGACGAUCUCGAGUUUAUAAACGGGGUGUUGGACGAGUCGGAUUUGCGCGACAUGGGAAUCGGCAGCGAUCAAGAACGAGCGAUGAUCGUGGACGCGGUCGGGUUGCUGAACAAACGAGUGGAAAAGCGCAGCGGCGGUCACGGCCAAUCGGUGGAGGAGUGGCUGAAGAGCAUCCACCUGGAAAAUUAUGCGGAGACGUUUAGAAAGCAUCUGUACACCGACAUGGAUCGGGUCAAACGAAUCUGGGAGGUCGAACUGGCGGCGGUCCUGGAGAUCCAGAAGCCGGCGCAUCGCAAACGCAUUCUUGCCUCCGUGAAUAAUCCGAAUAGUGCACGUGCGGAAACUCGAAAUGGCACGGGAACGAACUUGGAAGACUUGAAUAAGGAUCUCAAUACGUUGAAGACGAACAUACAGCAACUGAAGGAGGAGAUACGAGAGAAAUUGCCGGAAGCGACUGUAGACGGUAACGGUGGCACAUCGAUAACCGCCGGAACGAAUUCGGCAGCCACGGGUACAUUAAGGCACCGUAAAAACAGGCCGGCGCCCCAGCCACCCCAACGACCUAGUUCGCAUAAUGGGACGAUCUCGGCGCCGGAACAGCUCGAAAUCAGAGCCCCGUCCGAGUUGCUCUUUGGUGUGCCCUCCACCCUCAAGACGCAGUGGAGGCAUCAACCGAAGGCUCUAGUCACCGGCUGCGUCACGUACGUCGCUAAUUAUCUGGGCUCGACCGUCGUCAAGGAAUUACGUGGUACUGAGUCGACGAAAAAGUCGAUACAGAAGCUGAAGAAGACAUUUCGAGAACCGAGAGUCACUCUUGACAUUAUGCUGGCGAUUUCUUAUCGUGGUGUUCGUUUUCUCAACACGUUGACUAACGAGCCAAUUUGCGAGCACGAAAUACGCAAUAUUCAUUGCGCCUGUCAGGAUGCUGAUGAUCUUACUCACUUCGCGUACAUUACAAAGGAUCACGCCAGUAACACUCACUUCUGUCACGUAUUUUGCGUCCCAACAAUGGAUCAAGCGACAGAGGUGAUAUUGACUUUGGGUCAGGCUUUCGAGGUAGCUUAUCAAAUGGCAUUAAGGGACAAGAUCGGUGGCCACGCGAUUCGAUCUCAAUCUGCCAAUCAACUAACAACGCUCGCCGGAUCGUCCAAGUCGACGACCAAAAUGUCCGUGUCUCCCGAUUCCGCAUCCGAUCCCAUCAAUCGAGACACUACGGAUCACGCUACGAUUCUGAAUUCCACGGCGUGCGCGAAUCCCAAGAUGAAAUCGCGAUCAAAGUCCACACCAAAUCCGAAUCUCCAUACCGUUAAUCCAAAUCCAACGCAGGAUAGUAACUCCAAUUCCAGUUCCAGCUCGACGGCCACCGCGAACUGCAAUCCAAGCUCGAAUUCUGCCUCGAGCCCCAGCACGAACUCGAUCACCAGCUCUAACUCGAACAGCACCACUAAUCAGACCACUAAGCCCUUGGUCACCCAUGGCCGUUCUCAUUCCGUCAACGACAUCAAGGUAAACGGUAAUCAAUUGAAGUUAGCACCGGCGCCGGUAGACGACAUUGGUAUCGGAGUGAAGGAUAUGAAGCCCGGUUCUAGAGCCCCGAUCGCGCUCUCCGAGGAGCUCUAAGUUCUGAAUCUCUUCGAUACUUCUACACGAAAUACGUCGCGAUCGUAUAAAUGACAGAAAUCUUCUACUUCUCGAUUCCCAUUCAACAAAAUAGGAAUUGCAUAAGCAAUAGAAGUAACUGUCGUAACGACUUUUCGACUUUUCAAUUUAGCAGCAUAUUCGAUGACAUUUAUAAUGAACGUGCGAGACGGUUGCAUGUCGUUAUUCGCAAAAUUCGCGUAAACAGUUAAGCGAAGUAUCAUUUAUAUAGAUACGCGACUCGCGCGAUUUUAAGAUUAAUAACGAUUGUAAAACGAUAUUCUCGCGAUCGAUUCCUGAUAUUAUACAAUUAGCAAUUAGUAUGGUUCCUUAACGCGUAAGAAGAAACGUCUUUGCCAGAAAUGUCUUUUAUCACUUUUUAUCCGACUGGACUUGAUACCGUCACAUUUCCAGUGACGGAUACAUAUACAUAUGUAUUUAUGAUGACGUGUACACACAUACACGCAUCUAUCGUCGAAAGGGCAAGUGUUUAGUUAUUACGGGAUUUAACGAAUGACACAUGGCCUCGGGAAUGACGAAGGUAAGUAGCGCUGUCGCUAUAUUCUUCAAGUUGAUACUCGACUGAUUUUACAACAGUGAUACUGUGAUCGUGAACUGCGCGAGAUAUGCAUUGGCCAAAGUGAUUCAUCGAGGCAGCUAAUUGAUCGUUUCGCCAGACAUACUUCCGGCGGACGAUGCAUUAGAUCUUUCUUCCUUACGACGUGUCGUUAUAAUAAGCAGUAUUAUUAUGUCACGAUAUUAUCUAGCGAGGCGUGAACUCUCGCUGUAAUAAAAUGGAUGUGCAAUUUUCAAUGUGCAGCUUUAAAUCUGUCGCGAUUACGCUCGGCGGUUUGUAUUCGAUUUUCGUCCGAUGUAUGACUCGAUCGUUUUAUUUAUCUCGGAAAAAGAAUGCUAUUCGUAGCGUUGAUAUUUGUUAGCGGACCACAGAGAAGAAAAAGACGACGUCUAAAAAAUGCGACGUGGUAACAAAUAUGCUCAAUAUCGAUCCCUCGUAAAACGUAAACGGUGACCAACGAAUCCGUUCAUCCCCUCCCUGUCUCGUGUUCCCUCCGUGAUUCUCUCUCAUUCCCCCUUGAUCCCAAGUUCCGAUUUCGAGUUACAAUCGUUUCAAGAUUCUUCAAGACUGAGGGUCCUUAUCUCGUUUUAUAUUUCGUGUUUUUAGUGUAAUUUACAAUAUAUAGGUGGAAAACUAAAUCGAAAAGGGAAAGAUUUUAAUAUAUUUAUUCGCGAGACGAAGCUCGUAAACACGGGUGAAAUAAACGCGAGCGUAACGUCAAAUAUCUACCCGCCCCUUAUUUGAUACUCGAAUAUGUUACUCGUCGAAAAAAAGAGAAACGAAAAAAACGCUCCUUAGACGUGUCGCGAUUGAUCGCGAUUCAAAAUGUCAACUCUGUGUCACUCUUAGUUAGCAAAAAAAAAA
This is a messenger RNA of Nylanderia fulva, 6091 nucleotides long. Its product is annotated as ankyrin repeat and sterile alpha motif domain-containing protein 1B. Gene Ontology annotation, molecular function: protein binding. NCBI's taxonomy places the organism in Eukaryota, Metazoa, Arthropoda, Insecta, Hymenoptera, Formicidae. Gene Ontology annotation, cellular component: cytosol. The record is from RefSeq and is a predicted model, not a curated record.